GCGAUCAAGCAGAUGUCCAAGCGGCGCAUCGUCGACAAGAAGCAGGUCGCGCACGUCCGAGACGAGCGCGAGCUGCUCAGCACGGUGCGCCACGGCAACAUUUUGGGCCUCUACGGCGCCUUCCAGGACCGGGACCACGUCUACCUCAUCACCGAGCUCGUCGAGGGGCCCGACCUCUGGUCCGUGCUCUACGACCCCGACGAGGCGGGCUUCGAGGACCACUCGCCGCUCUGCGACGCCAGCGAUUCCCUGCUGCGGCACUACUGCGCCUGCGUGGCCGAGUGCCUCUUCCACCUGCACGCGCGGGGCAUCGUCUACCGCGACCUCAAGCCGGAGAAUCUGAUGGUCGCGCGGAACGGCUACCUGAAGCUCGUGGACUUUGGGUUCGCGAAGCGGCUGCCCUACUACCGCACCGACGCCGACGAGGCGGAGCUCACGGCCCACUUCAAGACGUACACGAUGUGCGGCACCGCGGAGUACAUCUCGCCGGAGAUCAUCAACGGGAGCGGCCACGACUGGUCCGCGGACGUCUGGGCCGCCGGCUGCUUGUUCCACGAGCUCCUCGUCGGGUCCACGCCCUUC
Aureococcus anophagefferens is the source of this 582-nucleotide messenger RNA. RefSeq lists its product as hypothetical. Gene Ontology annotation, biological process: protein phosphorylation. The record is from RefSeq and is a predicted model, not a curated record. The annotation marks the transcript as partial. Gene Ontology annotation, molecular function: protein kinase activity; ATP binding. The transcript has a single exon. Lineage: Eukaryota; Pelagophyceae; Pelagomonadales; Pelagomonadaceae.